CCAAUCCAAACAGAAUAUGUCUAAUUAGGGACUUGGGGGAAAAACAGAAUUCCUUCGUUUAAAUAUCCUUUUAUUUAUUUAAUACCACAUUUGCACCAAUGUGAGACCCGUCUCCAAUUUUUUCGCAGUCAUAAUCUCGUGCACCGCAUUGUGGGAACAGACAUUUAUGGCCUUUUUUGAAAUCCAAUCUUCCGUUCAUAUCAUUGAACCUGGCCCUUUCUCCCUUUGUCUUCCCUUUCCUCCUCCAUAUCUACAACUAGGCAAUGUAGUCAAAAGCGCGUUUCAACGUAAAAACAUUUUGUGAUAUAGAAGCGUAAAAUUGUAAGCUUUUAAGUCUUAAAGCGUAGUUUUUAACUACAUUAGUUAUAAAAAUUGAGAUUAUGUAUAUAAGUAUUUUGGUGACUUGGAAACGUAAAAUCGUAAGUUUUUAAGUUUUAAAGCACGAUUUUAACUACAUUGGCUGUAGGAUUUGAAUCAAGUACCUCAUGUUCAUGGAUUUCAAUAAUACAUCAGUAGGAAGUAGGUUACAAGCAACUUUAUUGUAUAUACUAAUCUUAUAUAUUAUAAAACUAAUACUAUAUUUUACACAAAUAUAGUAUACAACGUGUUUUUUGACAUGUUUUAAUUACAAAAUAUAUAUGUAUAAAGAAUGCAUGAUGUAAUCAUAAUACAUAGAAAAUGAUGUAUACUUUAAUCUUACAUUUUUUAUGAGACUUAAUAUCCACAAUUCAUUUCAUGUAUAAUCCGUACAUUCUUUUUAUAUUUUCUAAACAAAACAUUCUUAAAACUCACACAUUCUUAGCAUACACAUAAUCUUUACUCUUUUAGUACACAUUCUUGUAAUACACCAUUUCCGAAAUCAAAGUUUCCAAGCGACCCCUCCUAUUUAUAUUUUCGAAAAACAUUUUGUACCACUCACGUCACGUCUCGCCGCCACCGCUUGUUCACUCUCUCGCUCCAUCGAACCUUCCACUCUCUAUCCGUUUUCCUUCCUUCCAUCACCGCUGACGUCACCGCUUAGUAGUCAAAGUCAAACGCAACCCAAAACCAAACCAGACGAGUCAAAGCAAUGAAAAACUCAACGCUUGGGUUACCAGUCAGUCAAACCUCUCCACCUCCUUCUGCGCUUAUAAAUACCAACUCCCACAUUUCCAACGACAACAACUCAACUUCCCAACAAGAAAAAAAAAAAAACUUCCAUCGACUUCCCCUUCCUUCGCCAACUUCCCAAUUCAAAUCUUCAUCUAGGAAUAAUUUCCAUCCAUGGCCGUGAAGAGAAGCAGAGAAGUGGAGACGUUAGACAUGGCGAAAUGUCUAAUCUACCUCUCCCACGGUCUUAACACCGUUAAUUCCACUUCCAAUCCUUCCCCCGUCGCCGGAUUCGAAUGCAAGACCUGCAACCGGAAGUUCCCGUCCUUCCAAGCUCUGGGAGGCCACCGGGCCAGCCACAAGAGGCCCAAGAAUUUACUGGGCUUGGGCCACAACAAGCUGGAAUCGACGAAGCCCAAGGUGCACGAGUGCUCUAUUUGCGGGGUCGAAUUUGCGAUGGGCCAGGCUUUGGGCGGUCACAUGCGGAGGCACCGAGCAGCCGCAGCCGCCGCCGCCUUCGGUCCCGUUGCCGCCGUGGCUCCUAAGUCGGAGAGUGGAAACUUGAGCAAGGUGCUACCGCUGCUUAGGAGGUCGGGUAGUUGCAAACGCGUCUUCUUUGGGCUGGAUUUGAACUUGUCGCCGUUGGAGAACGACUUGCAGUAUUUGUUUGGGAGGAUGGCUCCCAAAGUUUCCAUUAUUUGAUCUUCUCUUCCGAUUCUUUUUUCACAUUUCUUUCUUGUAGCCUGUACAUGUACAAAUGAUUGAUUCAUUGAUGUAUACUCUAAGCCCAUUUCUUGUUCUUGUAUAAGUUACACAUACACUUUUCAGCGGGAUUUAUAUUCAGGGUUAGAUUUUGAGUUUUGGUCCGGCCGAAAAUUGCCACAAGGUUGUCAAAUGGGUAUGAGGAAGAAGAUCGACUCACACAAAUAAUACAACACAAUCAAUAAAUAGCGAAAAAUAUAACAAAAUCGAGAGGAGAAGUCACAUGUGUGGACCCAAAAAUCAUAUGAAUUAAAUCAAGUGACGAAAUAAAAUAUUGUACUCGAAAUGAAUGGUUUUUUUAGAGAGAUCUUCCCUUAAAAAAUGAGCACGUUCAUCAUUAUGUCUGAAAACAAUAUCAAUAGACAACAGCUUAUUUUUAAUUAUAGCCAAGAACCUUAUAACAUGUGGAUGACCUAUGAAGAAUUUGAUAACACGGAAUUGAAAUAACACAAAACACGAGAGUUUUACGUGGUAUCCCUCUUCGACGUGAAUAUGACUAAUUCACUGCGAACUCACACGACUGGCUAUUUUAUUAUGUGAACGUCUAUUUGCCGCCAACUAAAUUUUUUUUUGAAUUCAAUUCCUUUCAUUCUAUAAAUUCGGAUAUCAUUAACAUUUGACUCAUUCCAACAAAAACUUCUGUCGUCGAGCCCAGUGCCUUCGUCGCCGACCAACCUCCCGUCGCCCUCAAUCGUCGGAAAACAAGUAAGUUUAAUUUUCCGACAAGUUUUCCAGUUUCCGGCGAGAAACACGGCGAGUCGAAAAAAAAUUACGAUCGGAACGCCGCCGAGCCGAAAGAUUUUUUCGGUCAGGCGUAGAGUAUACCGUUACCGCCGAGUCACCGAAGCAAAGUUCUAUUACUUACGUGUGAAUUUGUUAAUUUUUUUUUUGUCAAAAUGUAACUCAUUAGUAAGCUUUAAUAAGUUAUUUUGUUUGUUUAAACAAACACGAUAUAUGUCACUAUGCAAACAUGAGUAUACCGUUGCUGCGUAGCGUACACAUAUACAAUGAAAAUUAAAAGUAAAAAGAAAUUAUAUGAUAAAAGUAGAAAAAGGAAAAUGUCAAAAAGAAAGAUAGUUGCAUAAAUAAAUAUAUAUCACUAACUUAAGUUAUUGUAUGUUAAAGCUGUCCACUUUGGCAACUUACAAAAUCUUUUAAGUGCUAAUGUGACAAUAUGUUAAUUUUAAAUUGUCAUAAUAUUUUGGUAAGAUAAAGAUUAGUCAAUAUU
Linum trigynum is the source of this 3079-nucleotide messenger RNA. The record is from the annotation of a GenBank genome assembly. NCBI's taxonomy places the organism in Eukaryota, Viridiplantae, Streptophyta, Magnoliopsida, Malpighiales, Linaceae.